AAUAUCUCUCGUUUCUCCCAUGCACUUUUUCAUCUCAUUUGUUUGCUUUCUCAAUUCCUUUCCCUCUUUCUUCCUUUUUCCCCCCUUUCUUUAAUACUCUCUUUUGUCCAUUUCUAUUCUGGAAAGAUGCAUAGCAUUAGCAUGCAUAACCAUCACCAGCUUCCUUGUUUGCAUUGCCACCCUCAUAGCUAUAUCAGAACUGUUCAGCAUCUGAUAGAGAGGUGCUUGCUCCUUCGCAUGAGCAGAGACCAAUGCAUAAAGGCACUAGCUGAGCAUGCCAGAAUAUGGCCCCUUGUCACACUUACUGUGUGGAGAGAGCUACUAAAAGAGAAUCGGGAAUUCUUUCAAGCCUAUUUUCAUGCUAUAUCUCCCAGGCCUUGCAUGAGGAGACAAUUUUACAAGGCACCGAGGUUUGCAAGAAGGAAACAGUAUUGGAAGUAAACCAUAAGAAUCUUACCCUAUGUGAAGUACAAAUCUAUCAUGGAACCCAAAUAUUAGUGACAUAUAAAUUAGCUAGGCCGGCAUUGAGACAGUAUCAUGAAAAUUAGAUGUGAUAGUUUAUGGAUCUUGUUCAUGUACAUUAGCAGCUAGGUAUGAUAAUUUUUCUUCAUAAUCUUGCUGUUCUGUAAUAUUCCAGGACAUCAAGAACUUCUUCCAGCAAGUGUAUUAGUUCCUAAUGGAAACUAAAGCAAAUUUAUCUCUAA
Messenger RNA from Vitis vinifera (wine grape), 704 nucleotides. RefSeq lists its product as uncharacterized. The record is from RefSeq and is a predicted model, not a curated record. The coding region runs from base 127 to 441 and encodes 104 amino acids. The transcript is spliced from 4 exons. Lineage: Eukaryota; Viridiplantae; Streptophyta; Magnoliopsida; Vitales; Vitaceae.